Molecule: messenger RNA, 1353 nt
Organism: Aspergillus japonicus CBS 114.51
Lineage: Eukaryota; Fungi; Ascomycota; Eurotiomycetes; Eurotiales; Aspergillaceae
Product: DUF1479 domain-containing protein
Exons: 6
Coding region: 49-1353 (434 amino acids)
Source: RefSeq, a predicted model, not a curated record
CACAAACAAGGCGACAAUCAUCUUGGCUUGAAACCAAAUCGCUGCAACAUGCAUACUUCACAAGUUCAGACCGCGAGCCUCCGUCCGGCUCUGCGCAUUCUCUCCAAACCCAGAGCACAUCGCCAGCUGGCCACUUCGACACAGAACCCCCGCAAAGAAGGCGAUAUCUCCUCAGUAUUCGUCUCCCUCUCAGGAGUGAAAGAGAAUGCACUGCCACUUAGGUUCGCCGAUCAGAAGCGGCGUCUAAUUGCUGGACACGAAGAUCAGGUGAAACAAAGCUGGGAUCGACUCUUGUGCCGGCUGCGUGAUGAAGUAGCACUCAUCGCAACCAAAGGAUCCGAGAUCAUCCCCUCCAUCGACUUCAAAGACAUUCAUGCUGCACUGGCGAAGUUCCAGGAUGAACUCCGCAAGCGUGGUGUUGCGGUGGUGCGGGGUGUGAUUCCUGAGAGCGAGGCCCGCACCUACAAGGAGGAGAUUGAGGCGUACGUGCGAGCCAACCCUCAGACCCGAGCAUUCCCCCCUCACGAUCCGCAGGUAUUUGAGCUAUACUGGUCCCAGCCUCAGAUGCGUGCUCGUGAUGCCGGUUUCGCCUUGGGACCUCAUGUGGACGGCGGCAGCGUCGAGCGCUGGGAAGACGACGGAUACGGACUGGGACAGGUCUACAAACGUAUCUGGGAGGGGCACUGCCGAGUUCCAGCGGUGGCGGACUUGUAUAACGGGGCGGGCGCGUGUUCCAUGUUCCGGAUGUUCCAGGGCUGGUUAAGCAUGUCGCACACAGGUCCCCGCGAGGGCACGCUUCUCGUCAACCCCCUGUUCCGAUUUCGUCUCCUCCGGCUGGCCCUGGAUACCUACCUCGACCCCACAAACUGGCGUCUUGAGGCGUCGAUGUCCAGCAAACUGGAGGGCGCCACGCCGGGGUACGCGCAGGAACUGAGCGAUAUCUUGCAUCCCCACUUGCGGCUAGAAAAGACCAUGGUGCAUAUGCCCCAUAUUGCCCCUGGCGAUUACGUCGCUUGGCACUGUGAUACCAUCCAUUCCGUCGACAAGGUGCACCAGGGACGUGGAGACAGCAGUGUCUUGUACAUUCCUGCUUGCCCCGUAACCGAGGCCAAUGCGCAGUAUGUUCGCCGUCAGAGAGAAGACUUUCUCAAUGGUGUGCCACCGCCCGACUUCCCUGGAGGCAAGGGCGAAAGUGAACACAUUGGACGCACAACCCAAGCACACCUAGCUCGUUAUACUAAGGAGCAGGGAUUGAGAUCUCUGGGACUGGAAAAGUGGAACACUGGAGAGAAGAACCUGAAGCAAGGACAGCGCGCUGUGUUGAAAAUAGCCGAUGAGAUUAUGGGCUUCUGA